Annulohypoxylon maeteangense is the source of this 472-nucleotide messenger RNA. Its product is annotated as heat shock factor binding protein 1-domain-containing protein. Gene Ontology annotation, biological process: cellular heat acclimation. Bases 138 to 365 code for a protein of 75 amino acids. NCBI's taxonomy places the organism in Eukaryota, Fungi, Ascomycota, Sordariomycetes, Xylariales, Hypoxylaceae. Gene Ontology annotation, cellular component: cytosol; nucleus. The record is from RefSeq and is a predicted model, not a curated record. The transcript has 3 exons. Gene Ontology annotation, molecular function: transcription corepressor activity.
CGCAAUCGCUAUCUGUGCCAUUUUCAUACCCCGUACCCUCUACGCAAAAAGAUCGAGAAACCCUUGUUUGCUAAACGCAUUCCAGCUUCUUACGCCGAAUUCAAUUUACGAUCACAGGUUUAUCUUCAACUAGCGACAUGUCGUCUAAGAAGACUGAUGAGCCUAGCAAAGAGCCGGGUAACGGUUCGGAUGAACUCACCGCCGUCGUCGAAGAGCUUUUAGAUUCACUUUCUACUAAGUUUACUACUGUCUCGUCCGAAAUCUUCGCGAAAAUGGACGAGAUGACGCGACGUUUGGAUAGCCUCGAAUCUGCGCUGCAAGCGAGUGAGGAGAAGUUAUCUAAUGCGGCCUCGAAACAGCAGUAGUGCUAAAUUAGACGAAGUUAGAGUUGGGACAUCACUUAAGGCAUUGCUUGGCGUUGUGGAAGAAUUGAUAAGUACAUCUAUUGCGAUGGUUUGCUUAGGAUGAAUGA